This is a messenger RNA of Rotaria sp. Silwood2, 510 nucleotides long. Lineage: Eukaryota; Metazoa; Rotifera; Eurotatoria; Philodinida; Philodinidae. The record is from the annotation of a GenBank genome assembly.
AUGUUUUACGAAGCUUUAGAUUAUUACGAUCUUUCUGGAUGGAGUAUUGAGCCAAUGCCAAACAAUGUAGACACGAGUCGAGAAGCAUUAAUUCAGGGACAACGUAACUGGCCUUUUCGAACACAUAACGCUAGAGCUAAAUUUAAGUGUCGCAGUUGCGGGAAAAAGUGGACAUCAUCUUACACAACCGUUAUUUGGAGAGCUCGUUGGAGCACAGGCAUUGUUCAAAUUAUUAUAGAGAAGCAAGGCUGUCGAAGAUGUAAUACGAACUGUCAAGGGAUCCUUACUGAUGAAGAUGAAAUAGAAUUUGCCUUAGACUGGAUGUGUAUCUGGAUUUUGGAUGUUUUCUACGGGAUUCGAGACGAAGACACGCAUAGUGGUGACGAUGAACCAGACGAUGAUGAAGAGUCUAAAGGCCCACAUGAUUAUCAACGUUGUGAAGCGGGAAGGAAACGUACAUGUAGAAAAUGUAAUAAAAUGAGAGGACGUCGUAAUCCAAAUGACACUUGA